CCCGCCCUGCCAGACGUCUCGCCUGAGCCCCUCCACCUUGCCUCCUAGCCACAGCUGCUGUCAGUACCGGCGGGGAGUUGUUCUGUCUCACAGAAUCACUGAGGUUAAGUUGCGAAGGGGACCGUCUGUAUUCUGUUACCUUCUCAGACUGUGCUACAUGCAUGAAGCACAAUCACUGCAUCAAUACAUACACACAACUGUUGGAGAAAUCUGACAGUAUCUUGGUUGUAUUUUAGCACCAAUAGCCACAGGAGAGGUGCACUGUGACUGUACAGGUCCAGAGUGAGGGGGAAGACGUGAAGCAACACAGAGAAGAAUGUUGAUGCAAACAAGGCAGUUGGUGGUGAGGGCGGCCAGGGUGCCGGGCAGCAUGUGCCUGGCUGCUGCUCUCACCCCUCGAGUCAGCAGCAGUCCCUCCUUCAAGACUGUUGUCUCAACACACCCCAGCCUGGUGGUGCCCCAAGGAUCACUGCCACUCCUCCUCCAUGUCAGAGACUUCCACUCAAGAAAGUUCUCUCGGAAUGUUGAGUUCUUUACUGCCAGUGAUGCUCCUCUCCCGAAGAACACAUUGCAGGUUGCCCCUUCCUUAGGUAAUGAUGAGCGUCCACUAACACUUCUGUUCUGCUGGUUGAUGGCCAAGGAACGUCACAUCAAGAAGUAUGCACAGAUGUACACUAACAUGGGCAUUGACGUCCUCAAAGUCAGAAUAUCUCCAUUUGACCUUCUGCGUCCUACCAAGGGAUCACAGAUUGCAGCAGAACAAGUGCUCAACUUCCUGCAUGCCAACCCCUCAUACAGCUCCCUGAUGGUGCAUGGGCUGAGUGUUGGUGCUUACCUCUUCAUGGAGGUGCUGGGCAAGAUUGACCAGGACAUGAAGAAGCAUGGACACCUGCUGAAUCGUUUUGUGGCUCAGAUCUGGGACAGUGCUGUGGACAUGUACGGCAUCCCUGAUGGUGUACCGAGGGCCAUCACAAACAACGUCAGCCUUCAGAGGAACAUUAAGAAAUAUCUCUUAUGGUACUUGAGGGUCCACUACAACACUGCCACCAUCCACUAUGAAAAUGCCAGUGCCAAGAUGCAUGAGAACUUUGUUGGAGUUCCAGGCCUUUUCUUCUUCUCUGACAACGAUCCUGUUUCGACCCCAGAGAUGAAUGCUGUGGUAUACAAGAAGUGGGAAGCCAAGAACAUUCCAGUGUACACAAGAUUAUGGAAGGGCUCUCCACAUGUCAGUCACUACCUGAGGUAUCGCAAGGAGUAUGAGGCAGAAGUGAUGGCCUUCAUGGAGCGUGUUGGCUUCAUUGAAUCAGCAACCAGACAGCGUGCCAGCUCCGUCUGAAGCUCUACCAUAGUGGCAAUGCUGCCUUAUCACUUCUAGCUCUUACACUUGUGAAAGAACAUCUCUUUAUCUAUUUAUGAAACUUUUUAAGCUUCCUUCAUUUCUUGAUGAGACUCUUUAUUAAUGUGUGAUCUCAUAUGUAGCACAAGGGAGCAUUGUACCAAAGAGUGUCAUGUUAUAGUCGGCAAUGUAUCUCAUAUUACCUUGCUGAGAUUCAUUGUAAAGACUGGAGGAUUCUUGAUAUAAAAUUAUUCUUUUUACAAGUGUGGUGAUUUUGUGACAUUUUAUGUUUUGUUAUUAUUAUUAUUAUUAUUAUUAUUAUUAUUAUUAUUAUUAUUAUUAUUAUUAUUAUUAUAUAAUGAAUCACAUUUCUUUUAUUAGCAACAUAAUCAUUCAGUUGCUUACAAAGAAUAUAUCAGAAGUUGGGAUUCAAAUCCAGAUGCAGAAGAAUUAUCAAAAACAUUACAAAAGUUCCUCCUUUGCUCCUCCCCAUCAUUUCCCCAUCUUUGGCUUGUUGAUGUCCUCAACCUUAGAUGCCAUAUGAUGAAACAUACAACUUGUAUAUCAUAAACUAUCACGACACAAAAAUUAUAACCCCAAUGUUUGCCACAAUUGGUCUGUUCCAGCACAUGUGAAAUGUUACCCAGGAGAAAGAUUCAUAGAGGAAUAUGAAUAAGUGGAAAAGAUAAAAGUAACAACAUCCUCUUAAAAGGUAAAUGAAUUAGAGUGGACCCCAGACUAACUUGGUACUUGAGGUGUUGGCUUUACCCUAUCUGCACUGUUGUCACCUCAAUCCUGGAGUGAGCUGACCUGACCUGGGUCAACAGGGUGCAGCCUGGGGGAUUCACAUGUCAAGGACACUGGGACAGCAGCACCACAUGACCUAUAUGUGUUACCAUGUAUACUGGAAGAUAUACAGCAUUGUUGUUCCAUCACCAAAUCAAAAGCCAUAUAAAAAAAACAUGUAUUUGUAUAUAACGUAUAAUUUUGGAAUAAUUAAGGCAAAGGAUGACAGUAUGAGCAAAAAAGAGAGGCAUUCAUGUACCUGUGAACUGUGAACAUGACAGCAAUGUGUGACAGGUACAGCCAACACCCUCAGUACCAAGUAAGGUUAGAUUCACUGUAGUUAUGUAAAUGGCAUCCUUUCACAUACAUAACAGUCACUCACAUUCACACUGUUACAUUUCAUAGACUUUAAAACUUGAUUUUUCUUAGUAGUUUUAUUAUGGCAUGGCAUGGUGUAGAAAAGUGAUCAACAGAUAAAGGUAUUAAACUUUCAACUCUAUAGUCAUGAAUAAGUAGCACAUGUAAGCAUGCACCAAAUCUCUAUUUUAUCUAGAUUUUAUGGGAUGGGGAGUCUGAACAACUCAGAAUCCUGGAUAUACACAAAGUAAACUUUUAUGUGCUAUAAGCAAUCCAUUGUUAUUACAUUGUUAUUAUAUCAGUCUUCAUUGAAAUGUAAUGAGUAUAUAAAGCCUUUAAAACCAUUACAGAAUGUUGGGAAUAAUAAAAAGACACUAUGC
Scylla paramamosain (green mud crab) is the source of this 2859-nucleotide messenger RNA. RefSeq lists its product as uncharacterized. The transcript has 8 exons. The coding region runs from base 317 to 1336 and encodes 339 amino acids. The record is from RefSeq and is a predicted model, not a curated record. NCBI's taxonomy places the organism in Eukaryota, Metazoa, Arthropoda, Malacostraca, Decapoda, Portunidae. Gene Ontology annotation, molecular function: serine hydrolase activity.